UUGAAGGGAUCUAACUAUGCUGGUCUGCUGGAGCGGCAUCGCAUUCAUACAAAAAAUGUGGAGCACAUUGUAGACAGUUUGCGGAACGAGGGGAUAGAAGUUCGUCUUGUUAAACGUCGAGAAUAUAAUGAAGAGACAGUUCGGUGGGCAGAUGCUGUUAUAUCAGCAGGAGGGGAUGGUACAAUGUUAUUGGCAGCCAGUAAGGUCUUCGAUAAAUUUAAACCAGUUAUUGGAGUAAAUACUGAUCCUGAAAGAUCAGAGGGUCACUUAUGCUUGCCUGUGAGAUAUACACACUCAUUUCCUGAAGCACUACAGAAGCUUUAUCGUGGUGAGUUCAGGUGGCAGUGGCGGCAAAGAAUCCGACUGUAUCUUGAAGGAACUGGUAUUAACCCAACUCCUGUAGACUUACAUGAACAACAGCUAAGCCAAGAGCAACACAGCAGGGCUCACAUAAAUGAAAGAUUCCAGGAUCAAAGAUCUGACAUUUCUGGUCCGCAUCUUUUACCAGUGAGAGCACUCAAUGAAGUCUUCAUUGGGGAGUCUCUCUCAUCCAGGUAUGCUGUGUGUUCUGUCUUAUUCAGGGAGAACUUUAAGUCCUGCAAACCCAGUUUUAAAUUCUCACUUCAUAGGGCCUCCUAUUAUGAGAUAUCAGUUGAUGAUGGUCCUUGGGAAAAACAGAAGAGUUCAGGGCUUAACGUGUGUACUGGAACAGGAUCAAAAGCAUGGUCCUAUAAUAUUAACAAGGUAGCAAAUCAAGCUGUUGAAGAGAUUCUUAAGAUCGCUAAAAAGCAUGGAAGUUUGAAUAUGCCAUUGAACAUGGAACUAGUACAAAAAGUAACAAAUGAUUACAAUGAGUCCCUGCUCUACAGUCCAGAAGAACCAAAGAUGUUUUUCAGUAUUCGGGAACCUAUUGUAAACAGAGUUUUCUCAAGUAGCCGUCAGCGUGGCUUCUCUUCAAAAGUCUGUGUCCGUUCCCGUUGUUGGGAUGCAUGUAUGGUUGUAGAUGGAGGAACAUCUUUUGAGUUCAAUGAUGGGGCAAUAGCUUCAAUAAUGAUCGAUACAGAGGAUGCACUGUGCACUGUUCUGCUGGAAGAAUGAAAGACCCUAGUGUCUUCUGCUGAAACAAUUCUGGAUCCAAAGAGGGAACUUCUGGGGAUAGACAGCACAUCACAAUGCUGCAUUAGGUUGGAAGUUGGCCUUUUUGGAUGCAAGAGCAUUUG
This is a messenger RNA of Pterocles gutturalis (yellow-throated sandgrouse), 1220 nucleotides long. It is a transcript of the gene NADK2, whose product is annotated as NAD kinase 2, mitochondrial. The coding region runs from base 184 to 1098 and encodes 304 amino acids. The transcript is spliced from 11 exons. Gene Ontology annotation, cellular component: mitochondrion. Gene Ontology annotation, molecular function: NAD+ kinase activity. Lineage: Eukaryota; Metazoa; Chordata; Aves; Pterocliformes; Pteroclidae. Gene Ontology annotation, biological process: NAD+ metabolic process. The record is from RefSeq and is a predicted model, not a curated record.